This is a messenger RNA of Durotheca rogersii, 780 nucleotides long. RefSeq names its product transmembrane protein 6/97. The coding region runs from base 103 to 663 and encodes 186 amino acids. Lineage: Eukaryota; Fungi; Ascomycota; Sordariomycetes; Xylariales; Xylariaceae. The record is from RefSeq and is a predicted model, not a curated record. The transcript has 3 exons. Gene Ontology annotation, cellular component: endoplasmic reticulum.
GGUAGGUAUAAAAUUAGCAGACCAGGUUGAUGCCCGAUAGGUAGUAGUAUACUUGCCAUAACUUCGGCUCAUCAACCAUAGCUACCCGUCUCACGAUAUAAUAUGGCUUCGACGCGGUACUGGCUGGACAGGCUCUACCUCGUCUAUUUUCUUGUUCACCUCCCGGUUCUCUUUUGUGUCGACCUUGUGCCACUCUAUCCGACCGCCCUCUGGGUACCCCCUUCGUCGCCGCUCCACUUCCUAUAUGAUUUGCGAGUUUAUUACAUAGAGACGUACAACGACCAAUUCUUCGCACCGCCCCCCGCGCCAAUCCCCAGCUUCUUUCCACUUUUCGCCUUUCUGGAGCUCGUCUUCCAUCUGCCGGUGUCGCUGUGGGCAGUGGGCGCGUUCCUUCGCGGUGAUGGCGGUAAACAGAGCGCUCUGGGUGGCCGUUCCGAGCUACUGCUGCUCGUCUACGGUAUUGAGACAGCGCUGACGACAGCGACGUGCAUGUACGAGGCUUUGCUUUGGGACCCAGCCGUAGUGACCGUGCAGCAGAAGGUGGUGCUAUUGGGCGGAUUGUAUGGUGGUUAUCUAGCCGUCGCGAUUCUCUUAACCAGCGACAUGUACACACGGCUAGUCAACCGUCUCGACGCGGUUGAAGCUAGGAAGAAGGCUGAGUAGCUGCCUGGUAGCUAUGGGGCCGUUAUUCGACCUGGAGCUUUGGUGUUUCGUCGCAGACGUAACCGGCGUUUCGUUUCCUCUGACAACAUUUCCGUGACUUGUUUAUAGGUACACGCA